GUGUUUGUGUAGCAGCGUUAGCAGGAGCAUAGCAGUGAGAGUUGAGGCGGCAGACCUUCAGGUGAACUCGUGCGCACUCAGGAGUCCAGCAGGGACCAGGACCAGGAUGGAGGAGGACCAGCAGAACCCGGAGCAGCGGAGCAACAACGUCCCCAGAAGACAAGCAGCAGGCUCGUCCUCUCAGGAACGGAGAGCAGGAGGCGGAGUCAAGCGUUACCGCUGUCAGCACUGUGACAAAUUAUUCACAGCUGGACAUUUAAAGCUUCAUCAGAGACGUCUCGCUGGAGAGAAACCGCACAGCUGUGACCUGUGUGGGAAAGCCUUCACCACACCAGGUUCCCUCAAAAUCCACCAGCGCGUCCACACAGGAGAGAAACCCUACAGCUGUGCCCUGUGUGGGGCAGCUUUCGCACAGGUGGCUCACCUAAGUAAACACCAGCACAGUCACACAGGAGAGAAACCGUACGGCUGUGACGAAUGUGGGAAAACAUUCAGCACGCGGGGAUCCCGAGAAAUCCACCAACGUGUCCACACAGGAGAGAAACCGUACAGCUGUGAUCAGUGCGGGGCAGCGUUCCUGCGCAAUUAUCACCUAAAAAGCCAUCAGCGUAUUCACACAGGAGAGAAACCGUACAGCUGUGAGCAGUGUGGGAAAGCAUUUUUACGCAGUAAUCACCUCAGGCUCCAUCAGCUCGUUCACACAGGAGAUAAACCGUACAGCUGUGACCAGUGUGGGAAAGCCCUCGCCACAGCUUAUUCCUUAGAAAUCCACCGACGUGUUCACACAGGAGAGAAGCCGUACCGAUGUGACCAGUGCUGCGCAGAGUUUGCGCAGAUUUUUAGCUUAAAGAGCCAUCAGCGCACUCACAGUGGAGAGAAACCGUACACGUGUGAUCGAUGUGAGAAAUCUUUUGCCAAUCUUAGCAGCUUGGUGUGUCAUCGGCGCGUUCACACUGGAGUCAAACCGUACUGGUGUGAACAGUGUGGGAAAGCUUUCAGUAGAUCAAGUUACAUGAAGAUCCACCAGCGCAUUCACACAGGAGAGAAACCUUACAGCUGCGACCAAUGCGGGAAGGCUUUCGUCUCUCUCGGUCACCUGAAAUAUCACCAAGGCGCUCACGCUGCACCGUGACCUCCUCUCAGAGCCGAGAGCUUCUCCUGCCUCCUGACUGUCCGUAUUUCGGAUAUUUCAGUGUGAAAUUCUAUGAAUUGUCUAAAUAUACGAUAGAAAUGUGUUGGUACUUGAGGAGGCCUCAGUGUGACUCUAAAUACUGUGAGUUUAAAUACUGUAUCGUCAAAACCUUGCAGACGUUUUAGCUCUGAUGACGGACACAUCUGUAUGACGUGAAAAUCCAAAAUCUGAGUGUGAAUCCAAGUAAUUAAAUGAUUCUGUCACGUCAUAUUUUUGGUUUUUCUUUGUCCAUGUUCGUGCUGCACAGCAGUUUUGCUCUCCUAUUUGUGUCGACAUUAAACAAAUUUUUCAAGUAAGA
This is a messenger RNA of Plectropomus leopardus (leopard coralgrouper), 1490 nucleotides long. RefSeq lists its product as uncharacterized. The record is from RefSeq and is a predicted model, not a curated record. Lineage: Eukaryota; Metazoa; Chordata; Actinopteri; Perciformes; Serranidae.